Trachymyrmex septentrionalis is the source of this 2117-nucleotide messenger RNA. RefSeq names its product UPF0047 protein YjbQ. NCBI's taxonomy places the organism in Eukaryota, Metazoa, Arthropoda, Insecta, Hymenoptera, Formicidae. Bases 12 to 524 code for a protein of 170 amino acids. The record is from RefSeq and is a predicted model, not a curated record. The transcript has 3 exons.
UUCGUGCAGCCAUGGCCUCCUCCAAUCGUGGCAUUCAGAUCGGAUCCGGUUGGUUCCAGACCAAAAUUAAUCUUAGACCACAGCACCGGGGCGUUCAUCUAGUCACUGAAGAAAUUCUCAGGCAGGUACCUGAGCUCUGCCAAUUUUCCAUUGGUCUCUGCCAUAUUCAAAUUCUACAUACUUCAGCUAGUUUAGCAUUAAACGAGAGCUGGGAUCCAGAUGUGAGAGACGAUAUGGAAAUGAUGCUUAACAAAAUAGUUCCUGAAGGUUUGGAGUACAGGCAUAGCUGCGAAGGACCUGACGAUAUGCCAGCGCACGUGAAGGCUUGUUUCCUGGGCUCAUCGUUGAGCAUCCCAAUCACCGACGGCAAGUUGGCACUGGGAACAUGGCAGGGCAUUUGGUUAGGUGAACAUCGCGAUCACGCUGGUAGUCGUAAGCUAGUAAUAACAUUGACUGGUGUCCUGAGGGAUUCGGGGCGCAGUCCCCUGAGCCCAGUUAGCCCUAUCGCGUCUACCAGCAGCUAGGACCACUCGCACCCCCGAAGGCGUGGCAAGCGUCAGCCGCGUGCGUCCACCUCAAGCGACUCGAGCUAGCAGCCGCUUUAAGUCCUAGUCAACUUCUAAGAGUACAAUCUAUUGAGGAGGAAUGAGCCGGAUACCUCGCGGACUUACCUUUCGCUCGGGGAUAACCACCGUCAGUAGCGAUCAACCGUGUCCUCGAUGUUUCGCGUCAUUCGUCGAGUGAACAGACCGGAGAUCGUGCAUCGUUCAAGACUUGUGUGCGCGCGUGUAUGUGCUUUAGGAUUUUAUUUGUGUCGCUGAUAUUGUUUUGCAUGAAUAUUCUUUUUCAUUCAUGUGAUGAUGAGCUAUUGGGAUUGUCUGUCGCCAAAAGUCGGCAAAAGUUUCCUAGACAGAGGAAUCCAUGGGACGACCUAAGGUUUUCAACCUGGAUGUUACCUUUACAACUCAGCAACUCACAUUUUAAGGGAACUUAAAUGGUUACAUUAAGAUAUAAAAAAAUUUACAUUUGGCAUUUGAAGAUACAAAAGACUAUCUUUUAAAGCUGUUUCUAUAUAUUCCGAGAAUUUGGAAGCUAUAAUCUUUGCAACAAUUCGAAAUGCUUCCCUUGUUUUUCAUUUCUGGCAUUUUGUUUAGCUUGUAUAUUUGUCACGUUGGACAUUCACAACAUACAAUAAUAAUAAUAGUAAUAAUAAUAAUAAAAUAGAUGGAUAUGAAGAGAUAGAGAGAACAGAGAGAUGAAGAAAAAACUGCCACGGCAGAUGCGUGCAUUGCACGUGUCUCAUGUAAACAAAACGAAUUAAACGCAAAUAUCCAGCACUCUUCCGCUUCGUUCUUGAAGAGAGAAGAAAAUAAAAAGCGAGAGACACUCUAAGGAAAGCAAUUUGAGAAAAAAGAGAAAGAGAAGGGAAAGAACACACACAAAUUUAUGCAUUCCGGAAACGCGUCCAAUACUCCGAAUUUACGUAGCUUUAUUUAGGAAAUCUUUUGUAUAAACAAAGUUAACAAAUAUGAGCAGCCAUGCAAGGACUCACAGUAUCCUUUUUUACACUCUGCUAUCUUUGAGCUGUCUGAAAAUGAGAGAUAAAGGAGAGGGAUUUUAAAAAAAGCAAGAUAAACAAGAGUGAGAGAGUGUAAAGUACGCGUUGCGCACUUUCUAAACCGCUUUAAAAAUGAUUAGGAGCUCUAAAUUAAUUGCUCGUGAAUACUGAUGUUUACAUCGCAUUGGGGGUGUGUAUAUGUAUAUAAGGGAAGAAGGGGCUAUGAUACUCUUACCUGUGCGCGUUUCCACUAAAGUUAUAGGGUAUGUUAUAUUUCAUGGGCACACAUAGCGCGAUUAUACAGUCUUAUGUGAAUUAUAGCGCAUAUGCAAAGUGCGCAAAAAAUUUAAGUAUAUAAAUACUACAAGAGAAAAAUUGGCGAAAAACUAAGUAAUAACAAGUUAUAACAAGUGAUACUUUUUUUGAGUAACAAUUUUUUUAAUACAACAGUUUAGAGAUUUUAUCAAUCGUGAACUGCAGUAAGAGUUAUCUUUAUGAAUUAUGCGUUAAAUAGUUGUUAAUGAUUGCUAAAAAUUAUACAUUGAUAUCGUACAUCUCA